Molecule: messenger RNA, 744 nt
Organism: Jaminaea rosea
Lineage: Eukaryota; Fungi; Basidiomycota; Exobasidiomycetes; Microstromatales
Product: Aminomethyltransferase folate-binding domain-containing protein
Exons: 1
Cellular component (GO): mitochondrial matrix
Molecular function (GO): protein binding
Source: RefSeq, a predicted model, not a curated record
CUCAGCGAUCGGUCCGUCCUUUCACUGCGUGGCGCCAACACCUACAAGCUGCUGCAGGGCUUGGUCACCAAUGACGUCCGUCGACUGGAGGAGCGAGCCACGUCGCCUUCUGCAUCAUCCAGUGCGCAAACCUCGGCGCAUACAUCCGCCUUCUACUGCGGCUUCCUCAAUCCUCAAGGGCGAUUGAUCGGGCCUGCUUUCUUGUACAACGAGGGCACCUUCGCCGCCACAUCAGAUCCUGCCGCGCCGCCAUCCGUCCUCAUGGACUGUCAUAGCGCAAAUGUGCCCUCUCUGCAAACAUUCAUUAAGCGCUUCAUGCUUCGCAGCAAGGUAAAGCUGGCAGAUGAGAGCGAAGGGUGGGAGACGUGGGCCAUUUGGAGUGACGACGCCAGCUCCAGGGACGAGGAAGCGAUGACGUCGCUCGAGCAGGAGGGCAAAGUGCUGCGCGAUGCUCGCACCCCACGAAUGGGAUGGCGACUACUUUCGCCUCGCAACUCUACCCCACCCCUCCCCAUCGCCGUGCAACAUCGUUCGCCGCUUGCCUACACUCGCCACCGAAUAGCGCAAGGCGUGCCGGAUGGGCCUGUUGAGCUGCCCGAGAACAGCUCGCUCCCGCUGGAGGCAAAUCUGGACCUGAUGGGCGGAGUAGACUACAAGAAGGGAUGCUAUGUAGGCCAAGAGCUUACCGCGAGGACGCACCAUAUCGGCGUAGUGAGGAAGAGAGUUAUGCCCGUGCGACUCCAC